Messenger RNA from Hordeum vulgare subsp. vulgare (domesticated barley), 1883 nucleotides. Its product is annotated as autophagy-related protein 18a. Gene Ontology annotation, molecular function: protein binding; phosphatidylinositol-3,5-bisphosphate binding; phosphatidylinositol-3-phosphate binding. NCBI's taxonomy places the organism in Eukaryota, Viridiplantae, Streptophyta, Magnoliopsida, Poales, Poaceae. The coding region runs from base 83 to 1534 and encodes 483 amino acids. Gene Ontology annotation, biological process: autophagy of mitochondrion; nucleophagy; protein lipidation. Gene Ontology annotation, cellular component: phagophore assembly site membrane; extrinsic component of membrane; cytosol. The record is from RefSeq and is a predicted model, not a curated record. The transcript has 4 exons.
AUCGUGCAGCCCCGACUCUCCUCUCCCCAUCCCCAGACCCUGUCCCCCUCCCCUCCAAUCCUCCCCGCCCCUCUCCUCUCCCAUGGCGACGCCGGCCCUACCAAACCCUAGCCCGCUCCUCGACGACGCGCCGCCGCCCGAGCCCAAGCAGCGGCGGGAGACCAAGGUGUGGAAGCCCAAGGUGCGGGAGCCGGCGGCGGCCGCCGCGCAGGAUCCGGACGCGCAGGACGCCGAGGAGCCCGAGCCCGAGCAGGACGAGGGCCCCGAGCCGCCCCCGCUCCUCCCCACCGACGCGAUCGAGCCCACCCCGUCCGGCGCCGAGGAGGACGCCGACGCCGACGACUCCUCCUCCGUCUCCUCCGCCCCUGACGCGUCCGCGGGGGGCAAGACGGAGAGGCCGUUCCCGGCGGCCACGGACCUGCUCCACAUCUCCUACAACCAGGACUACGGCUGCUUCGCGGCGGGGACCAAGACCGGCUUCCGCAUCUACAACUGCGACCCCUUCCGCGAGAUCUUCCGCCGCGACCUCGGCCCCUCCCCAGCCGCGCCCGACAACGACCAGGCCCUCCAUCAGCCCCCCGUCGCGGGCGUCGGCGGGGGCGGGGGCGGCAUCGGCGUCGUCGAGAUGCUCUUCCGCUGCAACAUACUGGCGCUCGUCGGCGGCGGCGACGCCCCGCACUACCCGCCCAACAAGGUCAUGAUCUGGGACGACCACCAGAGCCGCUGCAUCGGGGAGCUCUCCUUCAAGUCCCCCGUCCGCGGCGUCCGCCUCCGCCGCGACCGCAUUGUCGUCGUGCUGGAGAACAAGAUAUUUGUCUACAACUUUGCCGACCUCAAGCUCGUGCACCAGAUUGAGACGGCGCCCAACCCCAAGGGCUUGUGCUCGGUGUCACAGCAGCCCGGGUCUAUUGUGCUGGUUUGCCCGGGCGCACAGAAGGGGCAAAUCAGGGUCGAGCACUAUGGUGCUAGGAAGACCAAGUUUAUCAAUGCGCACGCCUCCCGUGUCGCCUGCUUCGCAUUGUCGCAGGAUGGGAGACUCAUUGCCACCGCAAGCACUAAGGGGACACUUGUAAGGAUCUUCAAUGCCGCUGAGGGCAAUCUUCUCCAGGAAGUAAGGAGAGGUGCUGACAGAGCAGAAAUAUAUAGCUUGGCUUUCUCAAAUAAUUUACAGUAUUUGGCUGUAUCUAGUGAUAAAGGAACAAUUCAUGUGUUCAAUUUAAAGAUAAAUGUUGGUUUGACCACAAAUGAUAAGCCUCUGCCAGCUCCAGAAGCUGAUGUUCCUCAUAUGAGUCCAUCGUUUUCUUUUAUUAAAGGUGUGCUACCUAAAUAUUUCCACUCGGAGUGGUCUGUUGCUCAAUUCAGGCUCCACGAGGGCGAGCAGUACAUUGUUGCAUUUGGCCAUGAGAAGAAUACUGUGGCGGUUGUCGGCAUGGAUGGAAGCUUCUACCGGUGCCAGUUUGACCCGGUAAAUGGAGGAGAAAUGCAACAGCUGGAGUGCCACAAUUUCCUAAAACCAUCAGAUCAACCUCAGUAGCAAAAUAAUAAAGCAGCAACUAUUUGUCUGCCUUGUGUGUGCCAUGGUUGGCUGUACAGUGUCUCUCUGUAAGCUCUCGGCUCGGCUGAGGGUUAAUUAAGCAGGGGCUAAUGUUAUGUGUAAAUAUAUGCCUUUGGUGACGAUGAUGCCAUAAUGUGCUCUGUGGAGGGUCAGAAGGAAGAAAGCCUUGUGCAGAUGAACAAUGAUAGAAUGCAUCUUUUAUCUAUGAGUGCUCGAUUAACAAUGCAAUUGCUAGUUGAAUUUUACCAAUGUCCUGGAGAUGUUAAGCAUGAUAGUCUUUCUGAUAAAGGGAUGUUGUUCUUCUUUGAAUAAAAUAGAAAUGAUGUUA